Molecule: messenger RNA, 3041 nt
Organism: Saccostrea echinata
Lineage: Eukaryota; Metazoa; Mollusca; Bivalvia; Ostreida; Ostreidae
Product: sodium-dependent proline transporter-like
Exons: 16
Coding region: 99-2264 (721 amino acids)
Biological process (GO): sodium ion transmembrane transport
Cellular component (GO): membrane
Source: RefSeq, a predicted model, not a curated record
GUCGCAUUCAGGUGUGAAUUCAACAUCAAGGUGCAUCCAGGUUCCCAAAGUGACUAAUGAUGAAUUAAACAAGGUGGAUUAAUUGGGGAUUAACACAAAUGUCGGGUUUACGCCGAAAGGAAAAAUGGGAGUCCAGUAUGUCGGACGUGACUUCCAAUGGGAACGCAGGGGACACGGGAAGUCUGGGACCCCCCGAUCUUAUGACCAACAAUAUCGACCCGGGGAUCUAUAGAAAGAAUAGCAAGACUGCCAACGGAGCAUCUCAGGUUACCAUAGCAACAGAGGAAACCGACGACAGCAGAAAACAAAUGUUUGGAAAAGAUGAAAACGAAGAACGCGGAAACUGGACGGGAAGAUUUGACUUUCUUCUUUCAAUGUUAGGUUACGCCGUUGGUCUUGGAAACGUUUGGAGAUUUCCCUAUUUAUGUUAUCGUAAUGGAGGCGGGGCCUUUCUGAUUCCCUUCAUUUUGAUGAUGAUUCUAAUUGGCGUACCCCUAUUUUUUAUGGAGGCCUCGCUAGGACAAUUUUGUAGCAGCGGUCCUCUCACUUGCUGGAAAUUUGCACCGCUUUUCAAAGGGGUAGGAAUAGCUAUGGUGUCGGUGUCUGCUCUGACGUCACUAUAUUACAACAUGAUCCUGGCCUGGUCCUACUACUAUUUCUUUGCUUCCUUCACUAGUAACCUACCGUGGAUAACGUGUGAUAACAGCUGGAACACCAGAGAUUGCAGUACAAAGCUACCUUUGACAGAAUGCACCAAUGGACAGAAAUAUACCAACGGAACGUGUUACAAUGGUGACACUUUUGUUGGACUUUGGGAUGCUAAAAAGUUUACCAAUGCAACUGGCCGGAAGCGGAAGCUAGCGUCAGAGGAAUACUGGGAAAAUGUUGCUUUAGACCAGAGCUCAGGAAUUGAGGAGUUCGGACAACCUAAGUGGGACUUGGUUCUGUGUCUUAUGUUCGCCUGGUUCAUCUGUUUCCUGUGUCUCAUUAAAGGAAUCAAAUCUACCGGAAAGGUUGUAUAUUUCACCGCCAUAUUCCCAUAUGUUGUCCUGUUGAUCCUUUUCUUUAAUGGCGUAUUCCUCAGUAACUCCGGAGAAGGGAUAUAUUACUACAUAGUGCCAGACUUUGAACGGCUUCUCGAUCCUCGGGUCUGGAAAGACGCAGCUGUUCAGAUAUUCUUCUCAAUGUCCAUAGCAGGUGGAGGGCUUGUAACACUCUCCAGUUACAACAGGUUCCAUAACAACAUUCUUAAAGAUUCUAUCAUUGUCAGUGUUGGAGAUACACUAACCUGUAUAUUCGCUGGCUUUGUCAUCUUUUCCUAUCUUGGUCAUAUGGCCGGUGAACUCAAUGCAAAGGUUGGAGAUGUGGCACAAGACGGUGCUGGACUGGCGUUUGUUGUUUAUCCCACAGCUGUAGCCAGUCUGCCGGCUUCGCCAUUCUGGUCAGCUCUCUUCUUUUUCAUGCUUAUCACAUUAGGACUUGACAGUCAGUUUGCAAUGUUGGAGACGGUGUUGACGGGGGUGAUGGACCAGUAUCCAGUCCUGAGACCCCAUAAAACCCUUGUUAUCCUUGUCAUCUGUAUAGUCUUCUUCAUCAUCGGAUUACCUCUCUGCUCUCCGGGAGGUGUGUACCUGGUACAAAUACUCGAUAAUUAUGUAGGAGGCUGGACCCUCUUAAUUAUAGGGUUUGCGGAGUGUAUAUGUAUUACGUAUAUAUAUGGAGUAAAUAGAUUCAUAAAAGACAUAGAGCUUAUGUUAGGAUUAAAGAUGUUCAUCUGGUGGAAGAUUUGCUGGAUGGUUCUAAGUCCCAUAGCAUUAGUGUUGAUAUUCAUAGCCACUUUUAUUGACUACGAGGCCUCUACAUACGGGGACUACACGUUUCCGGGCUGGGCGGACGGCCUGGGCUGGUUUAUGGCGGUAGCCAUUAUAUUGGCUAUUCCAAUCACCAUGUUAUAUCAAGUUAACAAGGAGGACGAGGACACGUCGGUCUGGGGAAAAAUCAAGCUUCAGUGCACCCCGUCCCGUGAGUGGGGUCCCGCCUUGGUCCGUCACAGAGAACUGGUGAACUAUGUUGAUGGUUGGGUGGAGGAUCCAUGGGCAGAGAAAGGAGCGUUUGUAAAUUACGCCUACAAAUCAGAUAGUGAACUAAGGACUGGGAGCUUAAAGUCUUUAGAAGCAAGUAGACUAUCUGCUAGAAUGAAAAAGUCCCUUUCUGACUCAAAUGGCUCAACGAAAACCGGAAUUUCAUUUGAAUCUUAUGUGUAACUAUAAUAAUUAAUGAAUUGGUUAUACUGUUAGCAUUUAAUUGUUAAUAUUUCCAAUACAUGUCAUUUAUAAGGAUUUAUUCUCAUCAUUUUAUUUCUAAUUCAGUAUUAGAUGUGUUCAUAGCAUUUCAACAAUCAUUCUUUUUGACAGAUCGACAUGCAUAACAAUACUUGAAUGUACAGUUAGUAAAUCAAGAGCUACCAAAAACAAUUUCACUCAUGUACAAGUCAAAUAACAUAUAGGAUAUAACUCGAUUGGUAAAUUUGAAUAAUGGAAUAAAAACAUGUCAGCAAUACCUACUAUAUUUACUCGAUUUUUUUUCUCUUUUUUUUAUGGGAAAAUGAUAAAAGAAUGGAAAAGAAAUGAGUGAAAAUAGUAUUUUUCUCUGUUUUAUUUCUUCAGUGUGAGCAUAUCUAUGCAAAUGUGAAUCAUUAUGCUGAAAAUCGUAGUAUUUGCAGGUUAGGAAUCGUUUUAGCACAAAAAUGUUGCUAAGUUAAAUUUUGAAUUACAUACUAGUAUUUUAGUCGUUUGAAAAUAAUUAUACAUGUAUGAUUUUAUUUUUAUUGCAUCAAAUGCAUGUAUUCAGACUCCAAAAAAUCUCAAUAUACUACCAUACCGGUUUUGAUAUCUUUAAUACAUAUAUUAUACCACAGACUUUUUUUUAUGAAUGUACCAUUGUAGCAUUUGACUGUCUUUUAUAGGUAUGGUUUUAUUUUUACACAUUUUUAUAUAGUUUAAGUAUUCAAAUUUACAGAUGCGUUUAUUCUGGAUUUUUUU